GUGUAAUCAGAAACACAUAAUUCCGACAGUGGCAUUAUGUCAAGUUUGACCUUUACCUCAGGGCCGCCUGACAUCCACUUCCCCCCCCAUAAAACAAAACAAUGACAAACGAUUUAAAAUGAAAUAUGAUCGAGGAAACACCCUAAAGCUACUCCACAUAUAAACAUUGACUUUCCUCUAAAAAAAAUGGGUUGAAAUUAUGGGAGAUGCAUGUGCCAAACUAUUCCAGUCCUGAACGAUCUGCUUCUCAAAGUCAUUGUGCCUGCUGCCUGGAUGAAAAGCGUGGCAAACAUGCUUAGGCUGAGCCCUCAGUCACAUGCCCUAUGCGGGUUACUUUGAAAGUCUUUCUCUCUUCCAUUUAGCUAUCUUACACUCCGACAAUGGAGAAAAUUAAUUCCUGGGAACACUUUAGUUUGAGAUCAAUAGUCAACAGAGAAUAUAUAUGAUGCUCUACAUACAGAUCAUAAAAUACAAGAUGUGUCUAAAUUGAAUCAUCCAACAACCAAUAUGAGGCUAUUUUCUGUUUUAAGUCCAAGUUCAUCAGGACACUGGUAUGCAGCGUUAUUGAUUUAUGGCUUGGCAAUGCUGCCCUUCAGUGGCAGCUGACUAGAAUCACUUUUUUUUUUCUGCACGACUUGGAGGAAUGAAGCUGAUCAUGCUGAGGAUAAAUGGACUGUGGUGCAGUGGCAGUGAAUCAACAGAGGAAUGUAGUAGUAGAUGCUCUCCUCCGUCUAGUAAUUAACUUCAUGCAAGAAACAUUUUCAAAGUGAUGAAAUACCCUUUUCUGAUGUCCACAAAAAGUCAUCCUUCUCCAUUACUUCCUUCCACAAUAGCAAAACGAAAAACCGGCAAUUACUCAGUGUAUGUCAGCGUGAGCUCAUAUCAUGAAAGAGGCCACCUCUGUGUAGGUCAGGCACACGCAAAUGUCAGGUUUUGUCCUGAAGAAAUAGAGACAAAUGUUAUGAGGCACUUGCCCUGAAAACUAAUCUAAGCCGACGAUCCAUCAAGCCAUGAAGUUUCAGCCGGCACAGUGCAUCGGUUUCAUCAUCCCGAGCCUCAAGGACAGACCGAUCCACGGGCUACCUCUGGUUCCUUGCUUCAGAGAUCAAAGUGUCUAACAUCUGAAAGGAACAAACCUAAGGUUGGCUUUGGAUGUCGGAGCCGUGGAGACCGCAGUGCCACAUUCAAUCUUGUUAAAGCAUUGUCCUGACUUUUGGGUAACAUAAAUGUCAAACUAUUCCCCGAGUCCGGAGCUGAGUGACACGUGUUUAGAGUAUUUGAUGGUGUUGUACACAGAGCGGUGCUGACCUCACCGUGACAUUGACGCCCGUUCCAGGCCGGCUAUCACACUGCCGAGCCUGACAGGGUCCAGAUGCAAUUAGAAACAAUUAUGUAAUAUGUAGUCUGUUUGAGAAUAUCAUUUGCGACUCUUUUCAACUCUUUGAUUAUGUGAUGGAUUCAUCAACCGCCCGCUCUGUUCCAAUAACAACGCCGGGCAGUAUUUACCAGGGUUUCCAAUCAAUUUCCUCACACGGGACCACCGCUCCGUGUGCCACCCACAAAACAAAACCAAAGUGCCAAACAAAGCACACCCAUGAAAAAUGGAGCGUCCCGAAGCCUGAAACACAUAAAGCGCACGCAUAAACAGUCUACGGCAUUCACACUCACGUGAGGAUUCACACUCGCGUAGCAGAAAAUAAAUCACCGGAGGAGAAGGUCACGGAAUGUGCCCGGUAAUAGUCACACAACAAAAAACUAAAACUGUAUAAAGAAGAGAGUUGGCCUCUCUCACAUCAUCCUCUCGUCAUCAUAAGCAUCCACCGGGGCGCUGCAGUGGCCCGCUCUGUCCGGUAGGUGUCGCUCGACUGCUGCACCUGGUGCAGCCGGCCCCACAGGAACCUCUGGCCCGGGCUCGUAAUUGUCGCCCAGACCAAUCGCGAGGGAGGUGGGCGGGUCUCCACUGUUACUACAGAUACCCGAGGAAGUUUGCACAGCGACCUGCCGCCGCCGCCGCCGCCGCCGCACCACCUAUGAGUCUGACGAAUAGCCGCGGCCCGCGCGAGACCGACGAGCCGAGUAUGCCGAGAUAAACGAGCGUCUGACUCGCGCACCGUCCCGACAAUGGCCUGCGACGGUUCACCCGCAGGGGACCUCCCGGACAAAGUGAUGCCCCGAGCGGCGCCCUGCACGUGCGGCAAGAAGUGCAGGAGCGGCCGCAGCGGCAGCGUCGUCUUCCUGGGAUUAUUCCUGCUGUCGCUGUCCCUGCACGCCGUCACCCUCGUCUGCUACUUGGACCUGCGCUCCGAGGUCAAACGGGAAAUUAUCCUCCAGAAGCGGGACUCCAUGUUGACACUCGCCGGCGGCGACCUGGCUGACCCGGCGGCGCUGCUCUCGCUCGGCCACCCGCGACCGGACCCCGGCCGAGGAGGAGGAGGAGGAGGAGAGGGGCAUGAGGAGAGGUUACUACACAGAAAUAGUGACUCCCGCGCCACAGAGGAUAGCAGGGGCAUAACUCAGCGAGCGAAAAGGAGUCCCGGCAAGCAGCCAGAGACUGAAUCGACUGGAAAGGAAAGAAGGAAAGAGAGGAAAAAAGGGAAGAAAAGGUCUGUGCCGGGGCCCCCUGGUCCCCCUGGUCCCCCAGGCCCACAGGGCCCACCGGGCAUCCCCGGAAUACCUGGUAUUCCAGGAAGCAUCGGUGUGGGGCCUGCAGGACCCCCUGGACCUCCAGGGCCACAGGGACCUCCGGGCGCUCAAGGUCCAGCAGGAGUUGUGGACAAAACAAAAACAAAGGAAUUCCAGCCUGCAGUGGUUCACUUGCAAGGGCAGGAAACAACCAUCCAAGUGAGAGAAGAUCUGUCUGAAGGCAUCCUUAGGAACUGGAAGAUGGUGUCCAUCCAUCACCGAGUGUUUAAAAUGCACCCUCGCUCUGGAGAGCUGGAGGUGCUGUUGGACGGUGUCUACUUCAUAUAUAGUCAGGUAGAAGUGUACUACCUCAACUUCACCGACAUUGCCAGCUACGAGGUGAUGGUGGACUCCAACCCGUUCCUGCGCUGCACGUGCAGCAUCGAGACGGGCCAGCGCAAGUUCAACACCUGCUACACGGCUGGGGUGAGCCUGCUUCGCGCUGGCCAGAGGAUCUCUAUACGCAUAGUGUAUGAGGACACGCUUAUCAGUAUGACCAACCACACCACCUUCCUGGGAAGUGUCAGACUUGGAGAGGCUCCAUCUGCUGGACAGAACUGAUAACUACACAGCCACCAGGCCUCUGCAGAAAUGGGAAAAACACAAUGGUCAAAUCAGUCCAGAGUCACACUGUCAUCUCAUCCUGCCUGAUCUAGGAUCUAUGAAUUUAUAAGAACUGUUUUUUAGAAUCAACUUCUAGGCACUUACAUCCUCUAGGUCAUUAAAGUUGAGGAAGCCCCUUGGUGACUUUUGUUCACUUUCACAGCUCUGUGUUUAAAUCACAAUGUAGACUGUCAUGCAUCAGCAUCGGAUAAGAGUCUCUAUUUAUAGUCACCAUGUUGUGUCUAAACAGACAGCAUCUCUCUUUAUAACAAGGAGUGACACACUCCUCUGACUGAUACUUAAUAUUUACAAACCUUUCAGUGCUGUUGAAUGAUAAUCUUGUAUCUCCAAAAACUAUUCGAAAGGUUUUAUUUGCAGUUUGUAUACUUGGCCUUUUGUGAUUAAUUUAAUUAUAUUAACAGUUGUAAGGGAGUGGUUUCAAAGGUUGUUGGGGUUUUUUAGCUCCACCUGCCCCUGGGUUAUGAAAAAUAAUAAAAAGAUCAUAUAAAUGUUCAAAGCAAGUAUAAAGGUACCGAUGCAAAGCCGAGAAAAAUCCAUUAAAAUUGGAGUUAUAAGGUCUUCAAAGAGAAACAGCACUAUAUAUUUUGCGCACAUUUGCACUACAGCAUCCCUGCAGAAUAUCAGUGAUACCUGUAUGUUUUGUUACAGUGCUAUUGUUUAGUUACCAUAUGAAUGAAUCCAUGUGGAAAAAAUCUAAUUGUUUAUACGUCUCUGUACAUAUUGUAUAUAAAAUGGGAUAUACUUUUGUAAAUGGAGUUGAUUGAUGGAUUAAAAUGUUUCAUUCUCUGUCUUAA
Scophthalmus maximus (turbot) is the source of this 4100-nucleotide messenger RNA. RefSeq names its product ectodysplasin A (gene eda). The transcript has 8 exons. NCBI's taxonomy places the organism in Eukaryota, Metazoa, Chordata, Actinopteri, Pleuronectiformes, Scophthalmidae. Gene Ontology annotation, cellular component: membrane. The coding region runs from base 2122 to 3243 and encodes 373 amino acids. The record is from RefSeq and is a predicted model, not a curated record. Gene Ontology annotation, molecular function: death receptor binding; death receptor agonist activity; tumor necrosis factor receptor binding. Gene Ontology annotation, biological process: animal organ development; immune response.